GGUGCUGACAGAGGCUGUGCCCAGGCAGGACAGCUCUGCCAACUGGGGGAAAAAAAAUUUCCCAGAGCAAUAACAAGGAAACCUCUUCAUCCAUAACAUGAGGCCAGCCGGCUUUUAAAACCCCAAACAGGAGUUCUCAAGGGCGGGGAAGAACAGACGCUGGAACAUGUGUGGCGGCUGGUAAACUUUGCAAGCCCGGACAAGCGUCGUUCCGGCUGCCCAUCCCCGUCACCACUACCUCCUCAGCCCUAGCGAGAUCCCUUAGUGGAUUUCAUGGAGACGGCCGCCCUCCUCUCUUCCCGCCUGAGGAGAAGCACCGGCUGGGAUUCCGUCAUGUCCUGCAUCACCCAAAUAUGGCAAGCGGAAGUGCCAGACUCUCCCCCAAUGAGCCCCUUGAGCCCCAUCCCAGCUGCACCCAAUGAAAUCCCGAUCCCCCUCAGCCCCAUUGUGAUCACCUCUCCGGCGACCAGCUCCCCUGCGGCCAGCUUCCCUGCAGAAGGAAGGCCCAGGGUGUGCUCCCCGAUACGGUCUCCGGUGGAUGGCAAACUGAGGCUCGGCUCGCCGACGGACAAGCCCACCUCCCCUAUCGAGUGCUCCAUCUGCUUCAACACCUACGACAACAUUUUCAAGACGCCCAAGGUCCUGGAAUGCCAGCACACCUUCUGCUUAGAGUGCCUGGCCCGCCUGACCGCCGCGCUCCCCGCGAACCGAGUGGAAGAUCAGCUGCCGUGCCCUUUUUGCCGUCAGCUCACCGAAAUCCCCCUCGAGGGGCCACCGGGCCUCCGGACGAGCAAGGAACUCUUGGCCACCUUGCCAGCCGAACUCCAGCGCGAGAAGGUCAUCUGGAUGGAAGGCACCAAGCUGUGCUGCAGGCAGACGUCCGACCCGGAGAACCCAGACUGCAUCAGCAUCGACGUGGGCCUGAGCAAACCAGAAGCCCCGGAGCUGCCCCCAGACACUUUCAUGGGGAGGUUGUCUCGCUGUACCAUGUGCGAUGACUGGAAACGCAUUGUCCUCCUCUCGGCGUUGAUCAUUAUCCUGUUCUGCAUCAUUCUCUGGCCGGUUCAGUGCGUCCUGAAAACGGGCAACCUUCGUUGUUUUGCUAGGACUUACACGAUGACCAAGCCGUACAUUCCAUAUCAUCCGCCGACCACCACAGCACCGACGACGGCAGCCCUUGAUCCCAUAUGGUGACCCCGGGAGACGGACUUCUUUAUGGUGCACCAGAACUCUACCCUGCUCACGUGGACACUUUUUUUUUGGUUAUUACUUGAAGUAUUCUUGCCGCUCUUCAUGCACACUGAACAGCUUCGUAAACCAUUGCUAGGCUAAACCUUGGCUGCUGCCACGCGUACCCUUUAUUUAUGAUGCAUUAACGCCAGUGGCCGCACAGAACAUGCGGGGGGAACCAAACCUUUUGUACGGUAUGACCGCGAUCGGGUGGUUUUCUUUAGGAUACCUGCCGAAGAACCCGACCCACCGCGCUAGCCGGAAAUCCCAAACUAAAUAAUAAGCAGACGGUUGAAUCAUGUACGGUGUUGUGCCCUGACGUAUCGCGGUGACCAAUAAAAAUCAAAAGGAGCUUGUGCCGAAGGCUGAAUCCGCUGUGCAUAAUACGUGUGUUUAAUUCUACAUGAAG
Messenger RNA from Gekko japonicus, 1639 nucleotides. It is a transcript of the gene RNF223, whose product is annotated as ring finger protein 223. Gene Ontology annotation, biological process: protein ubiquitination. The coding region runs from base 274 to 1194 and encodes 306 amino acids. NCBI's taxonomy places the organism in Eukaryota, Metazoa, Chordata, Lepidosauria, Squamata, Gekkonidae. Gene Ontology annotation, molecular function: ubiquitin protein ligase activity. The record is from RefSeq and is a predicted model, not a curated record. The transcript is spliced from 3 exons.